Messenger RNA from Anneissia japonica, 3267 nucleotides. RefSeq names its product activating signal cointegrator 1-like. The transcript is spliced from 11 exons. Gene Ontology annotation, cellular component: nucleus. Gene Ontology annotation, biological process: positive regulation of DNA-templated transcription. The record is from RefSeq and is a predicted model, not a curated record. Bases 186 to 1898 code for a protein of 570 amino acids. Lineage: Eukaryota; Metazoa; Echinodermata; Crinoidea; Comatulida; Comatulidae. Gene Ontology annotation, molecular function: zinc ion binding; transcription coactivator activity.
CAGUAUGUGUAGAGACAGCAAAGAAUAGAUAUUCUUUGAGUUGAGUACAGACUAGACAGAGGCCUACUGUAGGCCUAUAUCAAGCGACGAAGAAGAGGUGCUUAGCUUUUAUGUGUGUUAUUAUCAAGUCACACGCUAUUAUUAUAGUACAGUAGUUGCCAUCUGUCAUCAAUCAAUGCUGCUUUAUGAUGAGUAACAACCAAGAAGCCUUGUACCAAUGGUGUUGUCACCAGCUUAUUGAUAUUCUCCAUCUAGAUUCACCUCAAGAUGUUGUCCAGUACCUUCUUUCAAUGGAAAGUGGGAUGGACCUCGAAGAUUACUUACAUGACCUACUAGACACCUCCAACCCAAAGCACAAAACUUUCAUCAGGGAACUUCUACGACGGUGGAAGAAAUUGAAAAAUUUAGAUGAUAGCAUUGAUGCACAGACAUUAAAUUCAAAAAUUGAACACCCUAAACCUUCAAACUCAGACAUCCCAGAGCAUACAACAGUAUAUAGAAAACCAGCCAAAGAAAAUGAUUUUGUUUCUGGCAGUAAUAGUAAUACAGGUCAUAAGGAGAAGAAUGAUCAGGUAGAAAGGCAGGAAGGUGAUUCUGUUCUAAAAUCCUACAAUAAGCAAGGUGCAAGGAAGAAACAAAAACAGAAAUUUGUUCAACUUUACAGCAGUGAGGGAGAAACAAAAGAUGUGAUUCACUUGCCAGGAAGGCAUCCUUGUGAAUGUCAAGCACAGAAACACACCCUGAUCAGUAACUGCUUAUCAUGUGGUAGAGUGGUUUGUGCCCAGGAGGGCUCGGGUCCUUGUUUAUUUUGUGGCACUUUAGUUUGUACAAGAGAAGAACAAGAAAUUUUAGCACGAAAUUCCAACAAAAGUGAAAAACUCAGGAAGAAGUUAUUAGGAGGAACGCAGCUUAGCAGCUAUAACAACAGUACUGAUUGUAAACAACAGUUAGCCAUAGAGAAAGCCAUAAAGACAAAAGACAGACUGAUAGAGUUUGACAGAACAAGCAUCAAGAGAACACAAAUUAUUGACGAUGAGUCUGAUUACUUUGCUACGGACACGAAUCAAUGGCUGAGUAAAAACGAACGAGAACUGUUGAGAAAACGUGAGACUGAGCUACGAGAACAACUACAUGGCUCGAGGUUAAACAAAAAGAUAACUUUAGAUUUUGCUGGGCGUAGAGUCGUUGAUUCAACAGAGAACGUCAAUAUGUAUGAUAAGGACGAUGCAAUUGUAAAAGCAGUUAACUUUGGAACAGAUUUACAGAAAUUUCAAAGUGAAUCACAAAAUAGAACUCACUUGAAUGAAUUGGUAAAUCCUACAAUAACAUCAAAACCACCCAAGUUUGUGUCAACUAGAGUAAAACCUCCAAAGCCAAUCUCAAACCAGUCAAAUGUUGAAUCGACCCGCAGCGGUCAGCGUAUACAGGACGUGGAGUUGCAGAAGAUGUCUGAUGAGGGCAACUGCCUCAGUAUGCAUCAACCAUGGGCCUCACUUUUUGUUCAAGGAAUUAAAAAACAUGAAGGUAGGACGUGGUACACCGCUCAUCGUGGACGACUGUGGAUAGCAGCGACAGCAAAAAUGCCAUCAAAAGAGGAAAUCUGUGAACUAGAAUCAUUUUAUAAAGACCUUUAUGAAGAAAUUGACUUGGGAUUUCCAGAUGCAUAUCCCACUUCUUGUCUCCUUGGAUGUGUUGAUGUUGUUGAUUGUUUAUCCCAAGAGCAGUACAGAGUUAGUUAUCCUGAUGGUGAAUCAUCUUCACCAUUUGUAAUCAUAGCUGAGAAUUUUCAAGAGUUGAUUGUAAGGUUUCCAAUCAAAGGAAAGCACAAAAUAUGGAAGCUAACAAACGAUGUUCAUUCAAGAGCCAAGAAAGGAUUGCGGAGUUUACCAAAGAUCUAAACAAAUUGCCCAAAACAGCAACUUUUAUACAACAACAGUUUUACAGUGCUAUAUUACUGUUACACAGGUUUUAGCCGAUGAUCCAAAUCUAAAUAUUAGCUUCUUAGCCAUGGACUAUCAACCACAGAGUAGAAUCUCUCUGAAAAGUGAUGGAAUAUGAUGUUAUUUUUUUUGGUGUAGUUUGAGUGAUUUACUCACUAAACGUUAAUUGAUGGACGGGGCACGUUCGGCAAUAUUAUUGAGGGCUUUCUAUGAUCGUUAGGCUUGAUCUACCCAUCAAACUUGCUCUUAAUUGUAAGUAGUUGUUUUAAAGCAAAUAUACUGACGAUUGCCGAGGUUGGGAUGCAUUGACUGAGUUCUGUCUUUGCUUUGACCGCCAUAGGUCAUCUUCAACUCUUGAAUUAACGCACCACGUUUCUUUUUCUUUGUCUAUAGCGUGUGCCAAUCAUUUCUCCACAUCACUCUUUCUCUCUAUGCCGCUUAACCUUUAGAUACAGCAUCUGUAUCAUCUCGAAUAGAACUAUCUAAUGAAGUUCUGUUAAACAUACACACACACCCCUUCCCACCAACCCCCCCACACACACACACACAUAUGUACAGUACAUAUAUACAUACAUACAUGACCAGAUGCCAGAUGGUUGAAACAGAUUUUUUAAAAUAGUCUAAUAUGUGUUUUUUAACAAAUAUUUUAUCUAUAUUUAUACUCCUAUUGGCUUGUUUUUGUGUAUACUGCCCCCAAUGAGGGCGUAGACACUAUGUCAUGAUGUAGCAAUUAAAGAUGGCGGAAAAGUGUAAUUCCGGUCUAGGCAUGAUGGGUACUACUACCACGAGGUAGCGGGUGCUCUAUUGACAAUUGAAUAGCUUUCGGAAUUCGAACAAAAUUGCGCUCGAAACUCGAACACGCGUUAUAGAGAUGCAGCACGCGUUCACCAUGAUCGCCUUUACCGUCAUUUGAAGGACAACCUCUAGAACAUGGUAGUACUAUUCAUGAUCAACGAUAUAACAUGGUAACUCCAAGAGUUACUCAUUUUUAAAGUGUUUUUUUUGUAAUGUAGGCCUAUACAGAAUAUUGUUAUGAAAGAAAAUUUUCAUGACAAAUCCAGAUACACUACAAUAAUACACACAUCUGCAUAUUGAAGAACAAUUAAAAAAAAAAAAUUAAAAACAAAACAAAAGGAGGCGCCUGAGUCCUGGGAUGGCCAAGACUCAACUGGUGCUGGGCAGGGUACAUUUUGAUUGAUCCCUGCUCAGAGACGAGGGCGUAUCCCCAUACUGCGGUUUGGGUGCUGGCUUGGAUUUUCUUUUUUAUUUUCCAGUUACAUCUGCUCACUUGUUCUACGCAUAGAGACUCUCGUAUUUUGCGCAAUAU